Tribolium madens (black flour beetle) is the source of this 1083-nucleotide messenger RNA. Its product is annotated as coiled-coil domain-containing protein 42-like. The transcript is spliced from 5 exons. The record is from RefSeq and is a predicted model, not a curated record. Lineage: Eukaryota; Metazoa; Arthropoda; Insecta; Coleoptera; Tenebrionidae. The coding region runs from base 1 to 1020 and encodes 339 amino acids.
AUGAACACCACCAAAUGGCAAAAACGCUCUUUGGAAUUGACAUUCCCCAAAGAACCUCCCUUUAAGAACGUAAAAGAAUACCUCCAGUCAAAAAAAAGUUUCGCAGAUUCACGUCAUUUUCGCAAUUACCAAUGGGACAAACCCGGCCAUCAACCUUAUUUCCAUCUUUUAGCGGGCCAAAGAAUCCUUGAAGACACCACAAGACAAUUGGCGGAGAAAAGGGAAUGGGCAAAAAGGGAAAGAGUCAAGUUGGAACAUCAAUGGGAGGAUUUGUAUGAAAAAGAAUUAAAGUUUAAAGAGACGUUUCAGAAUCUAAGUUCAUUUAUCAAAUCGAAUGAAGAUAAGAGACAAAGGGCGCAGAAUAUCCUUAAAGAGGAUUAUCAAUUAAGGAUGAAAAGGACACAAGAAAUUGAAAUUUUGCAGAAACUAAUGAACGUAGUGAUUGAGUCUAAGAAGGAAAUGGAUGCUAAUAUCGCACAGUUAAAGAUGUUCGAACACUACCUCAACGAGGUGGUGGGGGCCUCUGAAGACUUCAAAAACGCCGAUGACCUAAUCUCUCGCUACGAAUCCCUUAUUAACACCCGAAACAUUCUAGGAAAACGUCAGGACGAAAAUCUGCGAGAGCUUGAAACAGCUCGUGCAAAAAUCGCCAAAAUGGUCGAAGACAACUCCUUCAAAAUCCUCGGUUUGAACACCGUUCUCGCCUCCCUCAACUCCCGCUACAACACCGCGUUUCGUGAAGCUGUCCAUUGGGAAAACAUAGUUUUYGCCAUAAAAAGUCACUCGUUUCAAAGAUUCCAAGAGUUGGCCCAAGUGAAGCACAGUUGUUGGAAUACUUACUUGUUGAUGUGUCGGCGAAAGAGUGAAACACCGAAACUUGAAGAGGAUGAUUUUGAAAAGCAGUUGAUUUUUAUUCAAAAGACGUUGCAGGAGUUGGGGACGGUGAAGGAGUUGACGAAACGGGAGUCGAAGGAUAUUGGAGGGAUGGUGGGGCGGAGGAUGAGGGCAAGCAGGAUAUGAUAGGAUUCGUGUAUUUUAUAUUUAUUUUUAAUUAUUGUUUAAAUAAAGAUAUUUAUACAUUUA